This is a messenger RNA of Astyanax mexicanus (Mexican tetra), 2231 nucleotides long. RefSeq names its product gastrula zinc finger protein XlCGF7.1. The transcript is spliced from 2 exons. Lineage: Eukaryota; Metazoa; Chordata; Actinopteri; Characiformes; Acestrorhamphidae. The coding region runs from base 531 to 1481 and encodes 316 amino acids. The record is from RefSeq and is a predicted model, not a curated record. Gene Ontology annotation, molecular function: DNA-binding transcription factor activity; RNA polymerase II cis-regulatory region sequence-specific DNA binding. Gene Ontology annotation, biological process: regulation of transcription by RNA polymerase II.
AAAUUUACAAUGUAAAAAAAAAUCAUAAAAACAAAAAAAACACAUUCAAUGAGAAGAGGUGUGUACAAAGUUGUAUUGUUGACUGUUCCUGUUUAUAUUCUGAAAUCCGAGAUCCACAUUGGUUUGAUGAAGUAGGUGGAAAAUUCAUUUGGAUUAAAUGUAAUUGUAUUAUCUAGGUUUAAAAAAAAUCCAUUGCCUAUACUAACAUUUUAAUAGUGUGUGAUUUUGUGCUGCAGAACUUUUAUUUUGACAGCUAGUUUCCAGCUUCACUUCCUGUAGGAGCUCUACAGCUGGAUUGUUUUUGGAGCUUUAUCCCACAGACCUGGAGAAACAGGAUCAUCUGAACUGUAGAAGAAUACAUGCCUCCCUAUUCAAAGUAUGCUACUGCCUCUAAAGUUGGCUUUUCUCUCCACAAACAACCAAUCAAAUUUAACUAAGAUCAAUGUCAAGCUGCCAAAUGCGGUUAAGAACAAGGCAUCCAAAAGAAUGUUCAGUCCCCGCUAAAGUUAUUUGCAACAUCACACAGAUGAAUGAUGGCAAGUCUGGGAAAGAUGAAAACUUACCCCUAUUCAGACUGUGGGAAGAGUUUUACUCAACAAAGUGAUCUUGAAAUACACCAGCGCAUUCACACAGGAGAGAAACUGCAACAAUACUCAGACUGUGGGAAGACUUUUAAUCAGUUGAAUACUCUGAACACACACAUGUGCAUUCACACAGGAGAGAAACCCUAUUACUGCUCAGACUGUGGGAGGAGUUUUAACAGAUUGAGUACUCUCGAUAGACACCGGCGCAUUCACACAGGAGAGAAACCGCAUUCAUGUUCAGACUGUGGGAAGAGUUUUAAUUUUCAGAGUGAUCUCAAAUCACACCAGCGCAUUCACACAGGAGAGAAACCAUAUUCUUGUCCAGAAUGUGAAAGUAGUUUUAGUCGACUGAGUCAUCUCCAGCGACACCAGCUCAUUCACACAGGAGAAAAACCAUAUCAGUGUUCAGACUGUGGAAGAACUUUUAAUCAACUGAGUGCUCUCAACACACACCAGCGCAUUCACACGGGAGAGAAACCAUAUUACUGCUCAGAGUGUGGGAAGAGUUUUAAUCUACUGGGUAAUCUCAAUACACACCAGCGCAUUCACACAGGAGAGAAACCGCAUCAGUGUUCAGACUGUGGGAAGAGUUUUAAUAGACUGAGUACUCUCCAGAGACACCAGCGCAUUCACACAGGAGAGAAACCGUAUCACUGUGCAGAGUGUAAGAAGUGUUUUACUGCACAGGGUGAUCUCAAAAAACACCAGCGCAUGCACACAGGAGAAAAGCAACAUCACUGUUCAGACUGUGGGAGGAGUUUUACUCAGCAGAUUAAUCUCAAAACACAUCAGCGCAUUCACACAGGAGAAAAACCGUAUUACUGUUCGGAGUGUGAAAAGAGCUUCAUGCAUUCAAAUACAUUUAAGAAACACAAGUGCAGUAAGAACAGUCACUGAAAUCUGCAAAAAUCUUUUUUACAGCCCACAGUAACACAGCAAUGCCCUGCAAAAACAAACAAAACCAAUCAAUCUCAAAUUUGUAAAACAAAACAAAAAAAUAAGAGGGGGUUUGUCUUUAAUAAAAAAAAAAUGUGAUCAGCAGUGCUGCUGGAGUUUAUAAACACUGUGGCUGAGUCAAGAAACUUUUGCUACUCCUCCUCUCCUCCUUUCCUACUGAGGAGCAGCAGGAAAAGGAGCAGUAGUUGGGGAAAUGGGACAGCUGAUCCCUUUUAAAAGAAUGUUGACUACUGAUGAACUGAGCCCAUCAAAAUCCUUUAUUUCAGCAUACACCUAAUACAUGCCAAUCAAAUAAAGAGAAAGUCUUUUAUGUAAUUUAUUUUAUUUAUCUCUCUUUUUUAAAUUGUUAAUAAGAAGUGCUGAUAUAUGUUCUACAGUCAUGUAUGUGUUUUAAUUUGGAAAUAUGUUUCUGGCUGGUGGACUAUUCUCAGAAAGGAAGAUAAAGUAUGUAGAGAAACUCAUGGACUGAAAUAUAGAACUACAACAUGCUUCUGUAUGUUCAUUAGAGGUGGUCAUAAUAUUGUGACUGGACUAGAUACUUUAAAAGCUCUAUUUGGAGAUGCUGUGUCCGCCUUUGCUCUUCAAAUAUUUCUGUGGACAUUACAACCAUUUUUGGAAUGUAAUGAAGGCCAAAAUGUGCAUAUUAUUAAAUGAAGUUAACAAGAUAAAACAUGAAAUAUCUUGUGGUCA